AUGACCUACGUCUCAAAUGAUCCCAGUAACUGGCCGUAUAUCAGUGCAAUUAUGUUUUUAAAUUAUUGGAACGUUGCCGCAGGCGUCGUGGUGGUAUAUAAUUGGAUCUUAACACUCGGACAAGAGAUUGAACUCAUCUGGAGACAACCCUGGUCUCUCAUGACCAUGCUGUAUUUGAUUAUACGCUAUAUUGGAAUACCGUAUUCUGUUGUCCAUCUUCUGGAAUUUUCCAUCAGUAUCGCUGACAGAUGCAGCGCUAUCACGUACUACGGAGUGAAUGGCACAAAUGCGGCCUCGACUGCCAUGUUGGGCGUCAUCAUGAUUUCUCGGUUGUAUGCCAUGUAUCAGGGAUCUAGAAUGAUGCUUAUGUUCCUUGUUAUUAUCUUCCUGGCUGUAAACAUCGCCUACGGAGUAAUCGCAGCAAUAGCACUCAAAGAUGCUGUACUGGAGGAGUCGAUACUUUCUGGCAUAUAUAUGUGCGGUUAUGUAUUUGAAGGGGACGAGCAGCUUCUUAUAUCGAUGGUUUGGAUGCUCAACGCUGUUUGGGAGGUCCUCGUACUGUGCCUUUCAGUCUGGGUUGCUAUAAAACACUUCCGUGAGCUGCGACGACUCGGCCCAUCGACAGGAUCAACCAUCGGGGACUGUUUCAGAGUGCUCAUACAAUCUCAUGUUCUCUAUUUUGCAAGCUUUGUGGGCGUCUCUUGCUUCCUGCUUGUUCAUAUCUCUCCAGAAAUCUGGAAUUCAGAUUCUAUUGGAACUCAGAUACUCAAUGGUACUCUUCAAAUUUUAUUGGUCGUGCAGACGUUUGUGCUGGGACCACGCCUCAUCCUGAGCGUUCGAGAAUACCACGCCAAACUCGUGGAACACACUGGCACAGAAACUAGCAUGAAUUCGAUUGUUUUCCAGGAGCGUGUACAUGUAUCAACUAGCAGUACUGUGUAG
This is a messenger RNA of Suillus plorans, 942 nucleotides long. RefSeq lists its product as uncharacterized. Bases 1 to 942 code for a protein of 313 amino acids. Lineage: Eukaryota; Fungi; Basidiomycota; Agaricomycetes; Boletales; Suillaceae. The transcript is spliced from 13 exons. The record is from RefSeq and is a predicted model, not a curated record.